AAGACGGCCAUUCUGCUCAGGCCCUUAUGUAUUAAUCGUCGCGAGGCUACGUUCGCAUUAUCGCCGUGACACGUGACGAAAUAUAAUAACGAACUUUAUUAGAAGCGCGCCAUUCCCCGUGUCACGAAUUCACUUGUGUACUUUCCUCCCCCUACAUUCUUCCUGUGUUUCCUAGACCACUGGUAGCCAGUUGCGUCCUAGCUCGUACACAGUUCACAAGCAACCACUGUCCUCUGCUCCCGUUAAUUUCUGCCAAUUGACGGAAGUGCAAGAUGCCUUCAAUCGAUACGCGAUCGAUAAGAGUGCCUGGAGAAAUGGAUCGGUGUCCGUCGCACGGCCCAGACGACGCGUCGAGACACGCUGGAUGCCGGUCCACGCUGGAUGUGUUCGGCGCACCGGAAUCAUCCCCCGUCGCUCUUGCCCCGUGCCGCCGCGACGCGUCCAACACCGCCGAUGCCGUCCUGUUCGAGGAGGACACCACGCUGGAGAUCGAGCCUGACAGCGCGGCUCGCCUGCCCCGGGACACUUCCUUACCCCAAAGUGCCCGUUCAAUCGACCUGUGCUCGUCGCAGGGGGGACUUAGGCGUCGCGUUUCCACGCGAAGGAGCGACGCGACGAGAUACUCCCAAGCGACGGACGUGUGCGCGAUAAUGAGACAUUGUUUCAAUCAAAUAUUAGGAUUAAUCAUCACCGACUGGAUUACGAACUCUUCGUGGAGGAGAUGGCGGACCUGCUUGCCCUUCUUAAUUUGCUUGCUUUGCACGACGCAGUGUACAGCCCGCAGUUGCUCGGUUGGACUGAGCACACCGGGAUGGACCUGGCCGCAGGGCGAUAUCGUUAUCGAACAUGGUAAACCACUUAGGAUGUUCUGUCUAUUGAAUCAGACGAUCGUGAAUCGUGACUAUCCUAACAAAGAUGCGGGGGAUCUCCGAUUCUUUCGUAACGAUCAGGAACUGGAGUCGGAAUUCGUCACGGUAAUUAAUGAAACAACGAUAGAGCUGUUCAUCAAAACUCCACCGGCCUCCGAUGACAUGUAUAACUGCAAAUUGAAAAUAAACAACAGCGACUACAUAGCAGUUUGUCUCAAUAAAGUCGUGGUUGGAUACCCACCACAAAAGCCUAAACACUUCGACUGCGCCUCGUACAAUUGGGAAAGCUUCAACUGCACAUGGGAGCCAGAGCACAAUUACGUCCAUACGACAUACGACUUAAUGUUCCAAUUACCUGGCAGAUCGGGAGCAAUGUAUUAUUGUCCGAUCACGAAGACGAAGAAGAAUUCAUGCAUGUGGGAUAUAUACAGCGAUCCAAUAUACAGGCAGCCUUAUUCAUUUUAUAUUUUCACACUGAACGUGUCUAAUGCUUUUGGAAAUGUGAACUUUACAUAUCGUGUCCAACAUUAUCCUAACGUUAUCCCGGCCAAACCGUACAACCUCACCUUAAUAAACAAAACGUCAGAGAGCGCGCUUUUAUACUGGGAGCUCCCCUUUCCGAUGGCGACAUUUCCAGUUGGUGUGCAUCACAAAAUUAUGUAUCAGCAUCAGUGGGAUCAUGAAAAAGAUUGGAAGAUCAUCAAUAUUACACAUCCUAAAGCUAGGGAGCACUGGCUUUAUAAUCUUACCGGAUUGGAGUACGCUAAUACAGUAUAUGAUGUUCGCAUUUAUCUAAAAAGCUCGACCGCUAUAAGAACGGAUCGAUGGAGUGAUUUCAGUGUUGUUACAUUUAGGACGUCAGCAAAAUUGCCUGGCGCUGCACCGCGAACCGACAUCGGUAGCUUCGAAAUUACUGAAAAUCCUGGGAACAGGGACGUAUACUUGUACUGGCAGGCGAUACCGCAGAAUCAGGAGAACGGCGAUAAUUUCAAGUACCAAAUCGUUCGCGUGGAGGAAAAUGGCCGCACCGUUGCGCUCACGCCAAGUGAAACGACCAGGACGUACGCCAAGGUGAAGGGAAUCAGCCUCAACAGCUAUCUAUUCGAGAUCAUCUCGACGAACGAGGUCGGUGCUAACGGCGACCGUGCGAGAAUAUACGUACCGAAUCAGCAAGAAAUACCGCAUGAACUGAUAGCGUUCACCAAAAUCGCUUUCGAACAUGGAUUAUACGAAUUAUCCUGGAAGCCGCCGAUCGUGGAACAUAACAUUAUGAAUUACACGAUCUUCUGGUGCGACAACGAGCGCGAUCGUCCUUAUCAGUGUACCGGUUAUUUGGACUGGGUGCACGUUUCUAAAAAUACUACGAUCUACAACAUAACUGUACCGGAUCCGUCCAAGGUAUAUCAAUUUGCAAUCUCUGUCAAUACCGAGAGAGGUAGCAGCGGCAUGAUAUGGUCGUCGUGCACGGUAAUUCAUAAUAAAGUGCUCGGCAAGAUGAAGUCUGUGUGGAUUAAUCGCAUUGGAUCGCACUUUAUCGAAGUCGGUUGGAAGCUCGAUUGCUCAGAUCGCAUCGGGAUAAUCGAGGGAUUCAACAUCUACUACUGUCCCAUAAUGUCACCGUUGAAUGUCAACUGCAACGGCCCCAUGCUUAAUAGUACAAUCAGGGCGGACGCGCACACGAUACAUGGCGUUGUCGAAAAUCUGAAGCCCUACACCACGUAUAUGCUGAAUGUCGCGGUGCUGACGAAGAGCGGCGAGGGUCUGCGUAGCGAUCCUCUUUAUAAUACUACUCUCGAAGCGGCGCCCAGCACCCCUCCGUUAAACGUGAGAAUCACUGACGUGUCCAACACGACGAUGUUUGUCGCAUGGAAAAAGCCGAUGGCGAUGAACGGCGUGCUGAGAUAUUACGAGGUCGAUUACAACGGUCAAGUCCGGAAAGUGGAGGAGGAGGGAAGUCAUAUCAAACUGACGAACUUGAAGCCGUACACGAGAUACUCUAUUAGAGUCUCCGCUUGUACCGUCAAGUGUAGCGAAAAGUCAGCGAUAGUAGACGAGCUCACGAGAAUUGGUGUUCCCGGUAAAAUCAAUAUUCCUUUGGUGCGCUUCGUGAACUCCAGCCAAGUGAUCAUCCAGUGGGAGCCACCGCAAGAACCGGCCGGUCCAGUAGAGGCCAUGUAUUACGAAAUAGAGUACGGAAACGGCAUAAUUCAAAACGUCACUACAACAGACGUGCAAUUGCCCAUUCCCGAUUGCAAGAACGUCGAGCACCGUGAGCAGAAGCACAGGUUUCGGGUCAGGGCUAUCAACACCAAUCGUAACGGCGAGAUUUUGAAAGGAUUCUGGUCCGACUUUGGGGAGGGCAAUUGUUAUAACAACGGACUGUCGUACGUCGCCCUGGUUAUUAUAUGGAUGGUUGGCGUCUUUAGCAUCACAGCAUGCAUGGCCUGCUUCGUGUACAUGUUCAAGAGAAUGUGGAUAAAAUGCCGAGCUAUGCGAGAUGUCGAAGUGAAACUACCGCCCGGACUCGCUCCAGGCAGCCAUGCAGAUACGAGGCUACUUGAGAAGAACAAUGAGUUACACAUACGGCAGCCGUCCGCCGAUUCGAGCGGCUGCUCGAGCGGUCAAGAGUCCGUUACCUCUUCCCUCACAGCUGAAUCUCAAGUUUGCAGUGACAGCGGCACUGAGGUGGAUGCAGUGCAUGCACCGUCCGACAAAUUGAAGAGCCAGCCCGUUCGCGAGAUGACCCAUCUUCGACAGAGGAGCACCACACGGGCACCAGCUUCGCUAUUAUCAGAGGUCACCCCCUGCUGGGAGUCGUCGAGUUCGUACGUCAAAGUUGGCGACUCCUGCGAGGCAGCCUCCGAUGAGACUCUCUCGUUGGCGCGGUCCACGCCCAACUUGACGAACAGCGCGAUGUCGAAGAGUUAUUCGCCAUCGCAACACGCCUGGUCCAGCGCAAACUACAUCAGCAUGCCGUCCUCCUCUGAGGCGUUACUGAGCAACCCGAGCCUCAUUCCGCGAAAGAACACCGCCGGCGGUAACAGCGGCGACUGUAACAGUAGCAAGGACGGUGAUGACACCAACGACGUCAGCCACGGCGACAACAACAGCUGCGACAGCAAUAACGAGAGCGGCGACGACAGCGGCGAUGCUUUGAUAUCGAUCAGAUUUGAAGAUGAAUUCGAGAAGGAGAAACAGAAGCUGACCAUUGACGAACUGGACAAGAUGCGGUCGAUCAUCGAUAUAAACAAGAAGAUAGAUAUAUUGGCAUCGCACAUUAAUCCCGACAAAAUGACAAUGGCGACGCCGUACGUUCAAGCGGGUCUGAUAGACGAGAUACCCGAAUCGCCUUCUUGUAUACCCAAGCACAUACAAGCGAGGAACAGCAAUCUGAUGUGCGGCACCUUUAAAAUUAAGGAUAACCAGAAUUUAUGCAAGAAGGAGUACAUGUCAUUUCCACCGGCCUUCCCCACCAAUACCACCUCGACCUCGGUGAGUCCGAAGUAUAUCUUCGCGACGAUCAUUCCCGAGGGCAUGACGAUGCCGGCCAUGAAAGAUCAAGAAUCUUCGCCGCAGAAGACGCUCCACGACCCGCACAGCUCCACGACGAGCGACACCGCGUACCAUCUUGCGAGUUCCGCGCACGAGACGCAGUCGCAGGAGCAGCAAGACAAAGCGGAGCCGCUCGCGGACGUGACGGAGGACAUCGACGAGGACGAUAGCAAGGAUAACGCGGUGCAUCCCGCUGCGUCCUGGCCGACGAUGGAUGCAACGGCGGUAGAUGAGAAGGAGCUGAACUCUAGUUAUAUCACCCUCGCGAGUUUAUCACCACCCUCGGCGGGACCGUCUUACGUGCGACUUGAGAAGAUGUCGUCGUCGCUGCCGCCACAGACGGCGACGAGUCAGUCGGACGAGCAGUACGCAGAGGUGACGGUUGUGCCAAGUACAGUUCAGUGAGGUGAGGAGAGAGAUGCGUUCUCGUCUCGUUUUUCUCUUCUUUCCCGCGCCGGUGAUUAUUGCCACUUGCGUAGACGGACGAAGUAAGUGCUACACUGUAAGAUUGCGACGUAUACGGCAGUGGCGCAUGAAAAACUGGUGAUGCUAUACGUUUGAAUUACACUGUAAGAUUGCGGUACUCGCGCGAAUCGACUGAGCUGCGCAGCGAGCAUCUGCAACCUCGGAUUGAAGUCCGUUUAUUCAAAUACGAAGAGAUUUAAGAGACUUUUCUUCUGGAAGGAAUCGUUUCAUAUUUGCUUCGAAAAUAAGACUGGUCUAAGCAAAAAGGGUCAUCGGCUUGGGGAUUAAAUGAAUUGUUGGAAAUUCAUUUGUUGGUAAAAGAACUCCCUCACGGGGUCUUGCGUUCGAAGGCGCUUCCUUAAAUCGCUGAGAAAACAUUUUAUGCACAAAACAUUCGUACGGGAGGACGCGCAAGAAGCGCGUACAAUAGAAUGCGCCGAGUCUUUAAGGGAAUUUCUUAAGGAAGCGUUUUCCAGUUCCUCCGCCCCAGCUGGUGUUUUCUCGUUUGAUUAUGCUUGUAUAUCCGACGCGAUAUGCAUGUGCAUGCGGCACGAUACGUUCGAGCGACGGGACUGUCAGAUUGACGUUCUCGUUCACCAAAGUAUGUACCAGUACUGCGUUACUUUUUUUUUUAUAUUAUAUGCGUGAUGUUAUCGACGCGAUAUUACUCCAUAAGUUAAAGUAAGUUAAUAGACUAUGCAAAUAUAUGUACGGACAUAUAUAUAUAUGUAUAUAUAUAUGGCCAGAGAUUGACGGACAGCCUAUUGCUGUCGAAAAAUAAUUAAGUCCACUUCAGACGAUCUAUAAUUCAGAAUCAGGUGCAAUCUACGAAAACAUUUAGGGUCCUGCCUCUCGAGGAAUUUUAGGAAAUUCGCGCGUUCGCUUCACAAUUCAAUGAAGAAUCGCAAUCAUUACGAAGUUCCAGGAAAAUUAUCUCUCGUUCUUUUGCGGAAAAGCAAAUAUAUGCAUGAAAGGGCGGUGCAUGACAUUUUUAUUUGAAAAGAUAGCUGUUUCUCUUGGAAUUUUUAAGAGUAUCUCUCAAUAGCCGUAAUACGAUUUAACAAUCGUGAGCGCAAUUUAAAAAAUGCUGUUGAAAUGCGAAGUUAAAUUAUACAUAUAUAAUUUGCAAUUUUUCCUGAGUUUACAGAGUAUAGAUAGUAUUGGCACACAGAUAAAAUGUUUCAACUGUUAUACCUCGUUACACAAUUUUCCUUUCCUGUAUUCCUGGAUCCGUCAAAAUUCGAGAUAGUGUUACAGUUUUAUGUGUCGCGUAAUGCAAAAAGACCACAGUAUACGUGUUAAGAAAACGAUCGAGAUAAAAAGACGUACACAGAGAACGUACAGAGCGCGCCAGAUUUCUACUCUAAAAACAAUUAUAGAUCGUCUACAGCUGGUUUUUAGUGAGGCGUUUUUUUUUCACAGCACAAUUUUUUCGCUAAAUUCUCGUCCAAUCGUGAGAAACUCUUUUUGCCAUUUUUGCAAGGAUCAGCAAACUUUUUUAGGACUAUAUUUUCUAGAUUUCUUUUUAAGUGACACAGAGAUAUCCUUGUUUAAUCCAUAGUUAAUCGCUUGAUUCAGCUAAUGCAACGCAAUUAAUUGCGCAGGUACCUGCGACUUCACACAUUUUUCACUAUCACUCAAUUAGAAAUUAAUUCAAUUAGAGACUACGAUGACGCUACUCUGGUGCAAUACCAAGUAAUAGGGAAGAAAAGACGGAAAAAAAUAGAGUAUACCACAAAUUUACAAUCUUCUUUCAUUCACGCGGCACAGCGAUUAAUUAAGGAUUAACGUCGUUUCGGAAUGACGAUUCUCAAACGCUAUUGCGUUUACUGUCGUGUCGAAAGCAACAAGUGCAUACAGAUAUUCUUCCGAACGAUCUCUCGACGCUAUCGACGAAAAUUCCGAGCGGCAAUGCGCCCGCAAACAUUUCCGUUCACCGCAGCGCGACAGGAUUGCUCAAAGAAAGGUGAAAGUUGACGUGUCCGAAACUGCUGCAUACAGUUAAAACGAUGGCAGACAACGACAAGACGCAAGUUGCGUAUAUUUUCUAUUUUUCUAAUAGCGAAUGUACCGCGAACUCGUCGAAACUACCCUCUUUUCAGCCACAACAGCCGCACAAGUUGAGUUAUGCAAUACAAUUUGUUCAUAAUUUAUUCGAUACUUCAUUAUCGCACACAUCGAUCGCGAAUACAAUUGUACGCAGCAAGGUAACGGGCUCUUUUAUAAUAGCGCCGCGAUGCAACGUACGGCGUAACGCACACGAGGACAGGGUCAGGGAUAAUAAAGUAAGAUGAGAUAAAAAAAAAUCAUCAUAAUGAGUGCAGCAUGGGCGUCGUCGAGCAGCUUGCGAGGCAACAAACACCUGUGAAGUCUCGAGGCGGGAAGCCGGCUAAGAUUGUAUCACGCCUAUUUAUAUUGUCGUUUUUUGAAGGACGAGGUGUGAUCGGAGAAAAAGCGCUUCUUUCACCACUUUAACGCCACAUUUCACGAACGGGUGACGGAUCUGCUCGGCUAGGAAGAAGGAGGCGCCCGUGCGCUACAAUUAUCCCGGAUCGUGCGCUUUAAUUACCGUGCAGGUCAGAUGACAAUUAAAGUACCGUGCGCACAGAAUGUAGAGUUAGUUGUGAGUAAUGCGCAAAUGACAAUUGGCCUCGCAGAGCACUCUCACGCUAUCGCAACAGCAAGAAUAUGUGUAUGCAUAAUAUGCACAUACUUUAAACUAGUCAGACAACACCGCCUUCUUCCUGCAGGCCUUUCUUUUAUACUUUGUUGCGAGGUUCGUCGGACACGAGAUUAGCGAUCGUACAAAAUUUAACGAUAAACCAAAAAGAAAGCUGACGCGUCGAUAAACCGUUAGUUUUUUUUUCCUCGUGGAUCUCGAACUCCUAAACAAAAAAGAGCCGAUUGAACCUUUUAAUUGGUAGAUAGGCUACUCCUUUUGACUCAUCGGAUCUUUUAUGAUAUAACGUUUUAUUAAUAUUUCCGCCGUGCGCAAAAACGUUUGUUCUUAGAAAAGUAAAUUACGAAAAAAGAGCUUUAUUGAUGAAAUCGACGGCCUAUCGCGAUAUACAAAGUAUGAGUGUAAAGAAGUAAUUGCGUAGUUCGAAACGACAAAUUUUAAUAAGAGAUUGGGUACUAAACUUAAUUUUAAAGGAUUUACAAGGGAUGGCGUAAUGAGCACCUGAUGGCAUCGGUCCAUACGGAAACCAAGCUUUAUAUGAAAGCUCUGUCAUUAGGCUUCAAGAAUCAGUACAUUUCAUUUGGUCGAAGUGUGAUUAAGUUUUCCAUUGUAGUUUAAUUAAGGGAUGAUAAAUAAUUUAGGGAUCACUGAAGUUACGUCGAUAACAGUGAAGCUACUUAAGAGAAAUUGUAAUAUUUCGUAUCGUUGCGAAAAGAAAGGCCUGGAUCGUUUUAGAACGCGGUUAUUUUGCAAGUUCAAACGAGGAGAGGAGAAACGUUGUCGGCCGCGGCUGCGAGAUAUGAGAACGACAGAGGACGACGUUUUGUUUGUACUUGUGAAAUGAUACUUACCGGCUUGCGCGAUUGAAUGUUCGCGAAGCUCUCGGAUCGAAAACGAGCUUAUGUACCUACUCGUACAUUUAUUGUUGUUAUAAUACGUACCGGCGUAAUUUUAUCAGAUAUUAAAGAAGUGCUACUUAGUCUAUAAUUAAGUCUGCGUAAACAUAAGGGGCAUGUCAUCACGAUGCCGUGCAAAACGCAUGGCGCGUAGUUCUGUCUGUUUUAGCUGCACUUAUAGUUUCCGCGUUCCGAAAUGAAAUAACUAUAUAUUUAUACGUACAUUCACACACACACAUAUAUAAUGUCUCCUAUAAAAAAAGCUGCUGAGUUUUUAAAAGAAGAAAAACAAUUUGGUGCUGCUCUGCGCUUUUUCAUGGAGUAUCCUCUUGAGGGCCAUUUCGAGAUCAAUGUAAUUUCUCUUCGAACGGAAACUUUUAUACUUUAUCACAGACGCGGAUGCUACGUUUUAAAUCCAGUAAUUUUGACUCGCGACACCUUCGGAUCUGACAAAUACUUUAAGGGAUAUUCGUGGAAAAUUACUGCAAGUCCUUCGGACUACGUUGAUUAGAGUCAUCUCGUUCUUGGAGUUGCUCGAGAUCAACGAUGUGAACGUGGUAUGGUGAUCUCGUGUAUAUUAUAAUACACUGUCUGUGAACUUAAAACUGAUCAAGGAUGUGGUUGGCGCUACGCAUAAAAUUUAACUGAAAUAUUUCUGAAAGUGCACUCUUGACGGCACUUUUACGACACAGAAGUUAAUACCAGAAAAAUAAAAUAAAUUGAACCGCUCGCAUUUUGUAUAAACAAAUGUGAGGUCAACAAGUCAUUGCAGUACAAGCACUCUUUAAGUAUUAAAAUUUUCCCUCAAUUAACUUCUUGUAUUAACAAAUGUGGGGCCAAAAUAUCUUACGAGCUUUUAAUACUUAAAAAUUUUUCAUCUGUUAACGAACACCCGACUCCUGUGUGCUCGUAAGAUAUUUUGGCCCCACAUGUGUUAAUACAAGAAGUUAAUUGAGGGACUCUCGUACACUUAUUCUACAAUACACAUAUACACAUAACAGACAGAUAAGGUUUGGAGUCGUUAAAUACUGUGGAAGUGACGAACCACAGGGUCCUGAUCUACGUUUGUCACACACGCACACGCAGCACACGCAAAAAAAAUAGAAAGAAAUUUAAAGCCGUUAAAAAUACGGUAAAAAUAAGAGACUGUGGGAUCUUAAUCUGUGCUUAUACACACAACACACGCGGAAUAUCGCGUUCAACAUCGUUGACUGUAGACAACGUCAAGAGCGGAUUACUCUGAUCAACAUAGUUUUAAGGAUUUGCAAUAAUCUUUGGCGAGUAUCUUCUAAAGUAUUUGUCAGAUCAAAAAAUGUCUUGGAUCGGAAUUACUAGGCUUAAGUCGAAGGAUCCGACUCUGUCGGAAAGCAUGCGGGUUCCAAUUUAAAAAGAUUAAACUGGCCUUUGAGAAGUCAUCCCACAAAGGAAGCAGUCGUAUAAAAAACUUUCCUCUAAAAAAUUUUUGAACUCAGAAAAAUUCGUCUCAUAAAAUUGCAGCUCAGUUUCGUCAAUUGUAUUUUAUACGAAAGUAAGAAUCGCGUAUACAUUAAAAUUUGUAUAUUUACAUACGGUGGUUUUGUCGAAAGUAUUACCACAAAUUUGUUACCGUAAAUUAGCGGCGAAAUUAUAUCGGUUUCGAGGAGAGGAAUGGAGAGAAGUAAACUGUAGAAAGUGCAAUUAAAACGAGUCGACCUAUAAGUUUGUACUCGAGAUUCGUACGACGACCUGUCAUACACGAAAUAUCUACGUGUUACGUACGUAUACGAUACGUUUGUGUGUAUCUUGAGACACGUGCAUAAUUCGUGUACUUUAGCAGUAUAUCGUAUUGUUUAGAAUUGUCAGACAGUGGGGGAUGCCUAAGAAGAUUUUUUAACAAAAUGACAGUACGUUUUAUACAGUAAUAAGUCAAGGAAAUGCCUGAGCGAAUACGCACGUCGAUUAAAUCUUGCUCACGUCGAGAUAAUGAAAUAUUUUGUGCGACAAGAAGCUUUGUACAUUAGUUUAACACGGCCGAGCAUUACUAUCUACUUUGUUAGGUUUCACAUAUCUAUCAUUGUACAUAAACGCAUAUAAAUGUAUACACAAAUACGUAUAGACAUAUAAAUAGAUAUAUAUACACUCUUAUACAUAUACAAUAUAUCUAUUAUUAUCUAUUUUUGUUACAUGUUUAUAAGUGAGAGGAAACGUAUUCUGUCGCGGAAUACCAAAUGUAACAUAUAGAACGAGAUUUUAGCGGAUGGACAUGGAUUUAAGCGUCGCAUAAAGACUACCAUCGAUUUUAUAUGUAAUUUAGAACGUUUAUUGUGUCCGUGUCGUUAUAUUAAGUUGACAAAAUUGAGAUCAUAUAUAUAUGAGUUAUGUUUAGGUAUUUUUUUGUUUUCUUUUUUUUUAUAUAAUCGAAUGACCGUAUAAUUUAAGUUGAAUAGUGCGUAGCUCUUAGGACAUUUAACAUUUACUAUUUCACCGGGUGAGACAAAGAAAAAAAAGAGGAGAAGGAACGCUCUUAUGUAGAUUAGAUUAAUUAGUCUGUGCAACGAUCAUGACAAAAUUGUAAGACGAAAUUGUUGUGACGAGCGCGCUCGUUGAGGCAGUAAAUGUUGACCCCCCCCCGUUUGCUUUUCUCUUCUUUUUUUUUUAAAUUUGACGAUCCACGGAAUUUAUCCUUGUUUACGCGAGCCUGCAGACGAAUGGUGAUGAAGUUUUACGCUUGUAACGAAGUUACUUGUAGUGCAAUGACUUAACGAAAUUUGAUUAAUUUGUGUAUAUAUAUUACAACGAUCGUGAGUCUUUUUUAAAUAUAAUUCCGCCUACGUACACACACACACGCAUACAUUUGCAACGACACACUGUCAAUUACGAGACGCAGGGAAGUUACUGCUUACACAACGACGUGAUAUAUAUACACGACUUUUUAAUUUCUCUUUAUCUAGUAUUCUGUUUUAGAGUGACAUGGUUUGUUAUCGAGUUAGUUUAUUGAGUCGUUGGCGUGAUUUGCCAGCAUCAUUGUUAAAUGUUAUCUUCACGUGCAUUGUUGCAAGUGCAUUAAUUGCAAGUGCAAUCCGGUGUAUCCGUUGAGACGCAUACACCGACACACUACUUCACCGAUUAAUAGCACUGUUGAUUAUGUACGUCGAUUGAAUUUUUUUUAUUGUCCCGAAGGAAGAUUUUGUACAGAACAUUGUAAAGUAUACUUUUAACGCUUUUUCCUCCUCUCUCGCUCUCUUUCUCUCUCUUUCUCUCUCUCCCUCUCUCUCUCUUCUGGUUUUAUUAUUUAUGCGCGCGCAAAUCUCUCGCCUCUACCGCAUUUGUAUAAAUACGCCGUACUGUUAUUACUAUUGUAAUGCCAUUGCGUAAAUGCCAUGCCGUCGAGCCUUGCCAUUUCGUCAUCCGGAGAGAGAAGAGAGCCCCCCCAAAGCCGAUUUGCCUUUUACUUUUCUCAAUACUCAUACGUGGAUCGCGCCGUGGACGCGUGGAAGAAGAACCCUUUUUUUUUUCUGUAACUAACAACGACGUUGCCGAUGUACGCCGGAGAGAAAAGCCAUUAGUUUGUAAUCAUUAAGCUGAAAUACAUAUAACAUUUAUAUCGAGCUGCGUGAUGUAUGUAUUUCCUCCCGCAUUGCGUACCUUCUUGCGCGUGAAUUAAGAAGACGCCGCUGAUCUGCGACAUGUUUAGAUGCGGAUUAACUCCGAUUUCCACCAACGUCGUUUAACUUGGAGCUUAUUGUUCGUUUAAUUUACUUGUCUCCUUAGAAAGAGACAAAAGAUGAUUUAAGCUAAGAUCAAGGUUGAACGACGUUGGUGAAAACGGGUAUAAGAGCGACGAUGCGCGUCUCUCCGAGAAGGAAAGGGUUCGUGGAAAUCCCUGCGGUUAACACGUCGCAUCCUUUAUUUAUCAUACGGUUCUCACGUACAGAACGCUGGGAAUCUCUUUACAGAAAGCUGGGAAUCUUAACAGAACGUUGGAAUUCGACAUCGCAACGCAUUCCGCUUUCUUAUUCGGUCCGAUCUUGAUGUUCCCUCGCAAAGAAGCGCCGUUACGUGUCCACCGCGGAUGCGAUCGCGCGGAUGGCAAUGCAUUCACGUUCGAUAAGUGAUGCGGAUAUGCUAAGAUUAGCUCGCGUCUGCAUAUUUGAUCCAAUCCUCGAUUACACUUGCAAAUUCAUUCGUUCCGCUUAUUGAUCUAAUAACAGUACAAACUGCUCCGCAGGAUGUUAUCAAUCGCCUUGAUCUAAUUAGUCUAAUGAUGACCGAUUAUCUUCACGUGUUACGCGUCAUAUAUAUAUUAUGUAUACGCUUUUCUCGCUGAAGUGAAUAACGUUAAUUCACACUCCACAGUCAAUACAAGUUGUACGCCACCUAAAUUUUCUGAGACGAUGGAGACCAGACAAUGUUUCCCGUCCCGGGUCGAUUCUCCGUCAAAGCGGAGCACGUCGUUCAAUCACGCUCGAAUAUUCUACUACAUAUGCACUACACGUGUUUAUUUAACGAAGGCUCCGGUCUCGAUACAAUAGGAACUAUUGUCGUUAUUGAUUCUCCCCGGUCUAAAUUUACUCUCGUUCAUGCCGUUCGUUUCCGCCGCGUGACUCCUCUCGAUUUGUUUCCACGUCUCGUUGCGGAAACUCGGAAUGCACCUAUCGUUCAGAGAGAUCGCACACAAUCUUCACGCGAAACAUCCAUUCGCAAGAAUCUCCGUAAUGAGCUUGUUUUAACUGUUCUCCUAACAAUACCGAUUCCGAGACCAAGUCACGCCGAUCCGUCCCAAGGAUUCAGACUACAACGAAUCGAGACAGAUCCUUUCUUUCGCAAAGAAUAUAAAGUUCAAUGUACAUCUAUGCCCUCGAUAAAUACCAAUAUUGUCGACGAUUUAAUGCGGCGAAUCCACACAAAGCAGUUUAGCGGCACGCAUUCGCUAUUGAGAGGGUGAGGAUGGUUCCAAGGAAGAACAAUCUGCACGAUCAAUUCUCUAAAUGUGAUAGGCGUUUAUUUUUGUUUAUUUAUUAAUUUUUUUCUUAACGUAUGGAUACGCAAAUCGUUUCUCGUGCUGCGCACGGGGGUAA
Molecule: messenger RNA, 13519 nt
Organism: Vollenhovia emeryi
Lineage: Eukaryota; Metazoa; Arthropoda; Insecta; Hymenoptera; Formicidae
Gene: dome
Product: cytokine receptor
Exons: 13
Coding region: 273-4826 (1517 amino acids)
Molecular function (GO): protein binding
Source: RefSeq, a predicted model, not a curated record